Messenger RNA from Didymodactylos carnosus, 4824 nucleotides. NCBI's taxonomy places the organism in Eukaryota, Metazoa, Rotifera, Eurotatoria, Philodinida, Philodinidae. The record is from the annotation of a GenBank genome assembly.
AUGUCUUUUGAAAGCAACGACCCUUAUGAAUUUAUUUUGUCUCAAACUUCAAGUGAUUUCCUUCCCAAAGGUGGCAAUCGUGGACGUAAAAAAACAAAAAUCGCUACUGCUUCUGAAAUAACAGCAACGUUCACCACAAAUACACGUCCUGUUACUCCUAGAAAACGAACAGAAAGCGUACCAGUUCGAACUCCGUCUACACGUACGAGAAAAUCAGCAACAGUGUUGAUUCCGACCAAUGUUUCACCAUCAAAAAUAAGUAAACAAUCUAAAAAGUCCGCCAAUGAUAGCGAAUUUUUACCAAUAGCACAAUCUGGUUUUUCACAGUUCGUCGAAACAAAAAAGGUCGAUAAGAAAGAACAUCAAAAUAAACGAAAACGAAAUGUGAAAAAGAAAAAAAAUCAAGAUGAUGAUGAAGAUUAUGAUGGACGCCUACCAAAAGUAAAACGCUCAAAACCAUCGAAAGCAGUCACAUCAAGAGUCGAUAUCGAACUAGAAAAUAUCAGUGAUGAAGUAAAAGCAAUCGAACAAAUGCGAUUAAUUUACGAAACUCCAGCGGGUCGUACAAAUCUCAAUAAAGUUGCAGAAAAUAAUACAAAACUUGUUGAUGAAUUCAUACAACGUCAAACACCUUUGACUACAGUGGUGCCUAAACAGGUUAUAAAUAAAGCAGCUCGGCAACAGAGUAUUAGCAGAACGUCAGAAAAACAUCUCAAUGAAUUAGCUUGGUUAAAUGAAGAUUAUGUUACACCACAGCCACCAAUUGAAAUCGUUCCAGUUGUAGACUACGCAAAUACUUCAGCAACGUUUAUUCCUGAUUCCCUUGGGUUCUUCACAUCUGCUCAUGAUAAUAAUGACACACUUUUUCAAGAGAAAAUUGAAAAAUUAAAUGAAAAAAUGGCUGCUGAGCUUCCUAUAUUAUUGACUAUACAUCCGACAAAAAAAAUGGAUUCAACGACAACAAACAUCACGAAUUUGUCUGUAUUUGAAAAUGUUCGAACAUCAAUUCAUUUGACAAAUGAUCAGACAAUUCAAACAGAAACAGCGCCAACAAAAGAUGAAAUAUCUCAGACAGAUCGACAACCGUCGAAAGAUCAAAUUAUUCAAACAAAUAUUUUAAUCAGUUCAGUUCAAACUCAGUGUGAAACAACAGCAGAAAAAACAACAACUAAAUCAACAAAUACUACUAAAAUACAUGUUUGUUCAUCGACAACGCAAACUCUUUUAGAGGAAAAUGUAAAACUAGAUCAAAGUGUUCAGACAUUACCGUUGGCAAAUCAACAAGAUCAUUUACCACAUCAUACAUGCUGUCGAGAUAUUAUACAAUGUCCGUGUGUGCAGUUAUACGGUAAAACAGAAAGAUUUUUUAUGCAAACAUUAUCAACGUUUUUCAAUCGAAUACGAUCAGUAAAUAAUGGUCAGCAACAACGUCAACCUCGACGAUUAAAUGUUAGACGAUCGCUAUGUAGGAAAGGAACAAUUCGAUCAAGCAAGUCUCAGCAACCACAAAUACUACAACAAGAGGAAGAAGAAUAUAGAGAUAUUUCACAAGAGAAUAAUAUUGAUGAAACAACGAUAAAUGAAAAUUAUAAUGUUAUUGAAGCAACACCAUUUCCACAACAUAUUGUUGAACAAAAUACUGUGCAACCAAAUCAGAUAUUAGAUAAUAGUGUAUUCUUUGAAGACGAUAAAUUUCAACAUCAAAAUGAUAACAAGGAAAUAACAAUUACGGAUGAACCAGAUUUACGUUCAUUUUCUAUUGUCAAAGAAGAUACAGUUGAACAAUCUUCACAAAAUAUUGAACAUUUUUCAGAAGUAUCAUCAAUCGAAAUGGUCAGGAUUGCAGAGAAAGAAUCACCACUCCUUUUUCAACCACUAGAUUUAAGACAAGAAAAUAAUAACGAAGAGAAAUGGAAACAUAUGAUUUUAACAUCAUCAUCAUUAAAUGAACAACAAAAAUUUGAAUUUGAUAAGUUUAUUAAUUAUUUUAAUAUUGAAUAUUCUCCAGUAGUGAAUAAUAAAACAACCCAUUUAAUCACAGAUGAAGAAGGUGACACAUUAGCUUGUCCACUAACUGGAAAAGUGAUUCAAGCAAUUUCUCGACACAUGUUUAUUGUUUCUUAUCGUUGGAUUAUUAAAUGUUUAGAACAAAAACAUUAUGUAGAUGAAAUAGCAUAUGAAAUUCGUGGUGAUUUAUCUUGUGAUCAAAUUCAUAAUGGAAUGUUUAAUUCAAGAACAAAUCCACAAAAUUUACUAUUCAACAACUAUGCAUUCAUUUUAAAAUGUUCCGGUUGUUUACCAUUUUCUGAUAAUCAACCUUUAAUUGAAUUGAUUCAAUUGUGUGGUGGUCUAGUGAUUAAAAAUUUAUCUGACAAUGCUGAACAUCGUCAAAAGCUCAUUUUAUGUUCGCAAGAAUUUUUUCAAAAUAAAAAAUCAUUUUCUCAAUUAUGUACAAGAUUAAAUAUUCUAUGUUGUAAGCCGCAAUGGCUACUUGUAUCGAUUACAAAAUACAAAUGUGGAACAGCAUCAGUCACUGUCAUAAAUGAUGCUGUUGUUAAUUCAGCAACAAUGUCUAGUAUUCCAGUUGUGCUUAAUAUUCUACUAGCUUUUGUAUUAACAUUAAUAUUAUUAUAUCGUUGUGGAAAUUGGCGUCGACAACAACCAAUAACCAUAAUAGCAGUGUUUAUCGCCUGGUUUUUAUCGAUAUUGUUCGUUUUCUUAUUACCAUUUGACAUAUCACUAAUAAAUAAUUCUGAUUGUCCACGACCGUGGUCCUAUGUUCAUCCAACAUCCUAUAAAGUUUUAUGGAGAAUUAUUUAUUGGACAUCACAAUUUUUAACAUGGUUUCUUCUCCCGUUUAUGCAAUCUAUUUGUCAAACGGGUGAAUUUUCCAUAAAAGGCAAAAUUAAAUAUGCUUUAAGAACAAAUUUAAUAUAUUACGGUAGUUUACUGUUAAUAUUUGGCAUAUUAGUAAUUUAUGUUGCUUCUAAUUAUCAUUUGGAUGCAGCAAAAUUAAAAGCAAUUGUGGUUACAGCUUCAAUAACAUGGGGUUUAUUUUUACUCGUAUUAAUGUUGGGUUAUGGACUUGUUCAAGUACCAUUGACAGUAUGGAAUCAUUCUCGUACAUCAUAUAUGUUAUCACACGUUCAGUUUAAAUUAUCCCAACUUUAUAAUGAAAAAGUUGAUAUUGAAGAAAAACUUGAUCAUAUUGUCGAUGAUGUAUCAAAAACAUGUACUCAUAUUAGAUAUAAUGAUCCAUUAAGACAAUGUCUUGAAACAAUAACAAAAAUUGUACCCGAACAAUAUCAGAAUAGAAUUAAAUUGAAUAUGGACGAUUAUGAAGAUUAUUCAAAUGAUAAUAAUACGUAUCAUAAACAACGAACAUCGGUUAUGUUAGAUUUACCAACAGAAAAACAAUUAAUUAAGUUACAUGGAAAUUUAAAAAAAACUAUUCAUGUUCAUCAUCGUGUUCAAGCAUCGUGGAUACAUAUGAUCGAUGAAGCAUUUUAUCUAGAAGAUUUAGUUUUAAAUGAAAAAAAUACAAAUCAUGAAUUUAAUCAUACGUCACCAUUACCAAGAUCAUUGUUAAGACAAAAAUUAUUUCAAAAACAUUCAUCUCUAGAAUGGUAUACUUACUGCUUAAUUCGUCCAUGGUUUUUGCGUAUAUGUGGUGUAGCAUUGGGUGCAAUGUCAUUAAUUGUUAUUUGGUCUGAAAUGACAUUUUUUAGUACAAAACCGAUAUUAUCAAUAUUUGCCGUAACAUUAAAUGCAGCACGAAAACAUUAUGAUUAUUUUACAAUUGAAAUCUUCUGUUGGUUUAGUAUAUCGUAUUUGUGUAUAUGCGCUUAUUAUACAAUAUUUCGUAUGCGAAUAUUCAAUUAUUUCUUUUUAUCAUUAUAUCAUUUAACAGAUGAAAAUAGUUUGAUAUUUGCUGCUACAUUUUUUUGUCGUUUAACCGCACCACUUAGUUUCAAUUUUCUUGGACUGGUACAUCUUGAUAAAGCGAUAGCAAAAGAAAUUACUCAUGAAACUGUCUUUACAAGUAUAAUGGGUGGUUUGUAUGUAAUACCAAUUAUAUCAAAAGGAUUUAAUAUUUAUUUUCCAAUGUUGAUAUUUUUUCUUUGCAUUGGAACAUUUUUUCGACUUGGUAGUCGAUGUUUAAGAUGUAUUGGUAUUCAACAAUUUUUCUAUGAUGACGAUAUUGCUUCAGAAUAUGUUGAUGAUGGAAAAAAUUUAAUGAAACGAGAGAGGCGAAAUUUUGGCGGUACGUUGCCUAAUCAAACAACAACGACAACAGCCGCACAACGUCGUGAUCGCCGACGAGAAAUUGAAGAAAAAUAUGGUCUAUCAGGAGUAAUAACAUCAUCAAGAACUACCGAUACAAUAGCAACAGAUAUUAUACAACCGAAUUCAAAUGAAAAUCAUCAAUUGAAACCAUCACUAAGUUAUGAUGAACCAUUAUUGAAUCUCAACAAUGACAAAGGUUAUUUAUCUCCUAUCCAACCAAUCUUAUCAGGUGAACCCCAACCAACAACAAAUACUUUAAAUAAUUUGGCAGCUGUUCGUGCUGAUGUUCGUGAUACGACAACUGUUUUACAUACAACCAUUGAUAAAUUAAUUCAACGUGGUGAAAAUUUAGAUAAUUUAAAUACACGUGCCGAAGAUUUAUCUGGUUCAGCUUAUUUAUUUCAUGGACGUGCUAGACAAGUUCGUCGACGAAUGCGAUGGGAAAAUUAUAAAGUGACAAUCAUAAUUGUAUGCGUUGUUAUUGCUAUUAUUACAAUUGUUGUUUUAGUAAUUGUGCGCCCAUGGAAAAAAAAAUGA